Protopolystoma xenopodis is the source of this 273-nucleotide messenger RNA. Lineage: Eukaryota; Metazoa; Platyhelminthes; Monogenea; Polystomatidea; Polystomatidae. The record is from the annotation of a GenBank genome assembly.
AUGGUGCUACAUGCUGGGCCAGGCCUGCCCUCACCAGGAAUCUCACAUCUGGGCAUCCGGCCAUAUAACUGGCGUGCCGAAUGUCUGCAUGGGAUGGGCAGAGGAGAACCUGCCACUGCAUUCCCCAUGGCGAUAAAUUUGGCUGCUUCAUUCAGCCAGGCUACGAUGGAAGCCGUAGCGUUUGCAACAGGGCUUGAGGCAAGGGCUAUCCGAAACGCGAAUGUUGACCGCGGCAACUACUCGGUGAGGUGUGGCUUCAGUAACAAAGAAUGA